Molecule: messenger RNA, 2587 nt
Organism: Populus trichocarpa (black cottonwood)
Lineage: Eukaryota; Viridiplantae; Streptophyta; Magnoliopsida; Malpighiales; Salicaceae
Product: CSC1-like protein At4g35870
Exons: 1
Coding region: 115-2511 (798 amino acids)
Cellular component (GO): plasma membrane
Molecular function (GO): calcium-activated cation channel activity
Source: RefSeq, a predicted model, not a curated record
CAACAGCUUACCCAUUACGCCCAUCCAAAACGAGGCACGCAUUACCUUCACUACAAAGAAAAAAACCACGAGACACCCAAAGGCCUAAACUCUCUGGUCUCCUCCACCGAUAUCAUGAACUACCCUCUAUCUCCACCACCCUCCGGCGGAGACACCGUUAUACCCGACCCAUGGUACGGAAACAUCCAAUAUCUUCUUAACAUCUCAACAAUCGGUCUCUUCUUUUGCAUCUUUAUCUUCCUCUUCGCCAAGCUCCGCAGCGACCAUCGCCGCAUGCCUGGCUUCUCCGCCUUAGCCACCAAACUCCUCGCCGUAUGGCACGCUACCGGCCGUGAAAUCGCCCUUCACUGUGGUGCUGACGCUGCCCAGUUCCUUAUAAUUGAAGGUGGAAGCUUUGUUGUUGUUUUGUCAAUUGGGGUUUUAUCAAUUUGUGUUUUGCUUCCUUUAAAUAUGUAUGGAGGGAGUCAAGUUAUAAACGAUGAGUUUUCAAAGACUACUAUUAAUCAUAUUGAGAAAGGUUCAAGCUUUCUUUGGAUUCAUUUUGUUUUCGUUGUUAUUGUUGUGCUUUUAGCUCAUUUUGGUAUGUCUUUGAUUGAAAAGAGGCUUAAAGUCACUAGAUUUAGAGAUGGGAAUGGGAACUUAAGUGACCCAAAUGCGAAUUCUAUUGCUAUUUUUACUAUUAUGGUUCAAGGAUUGCCUAAAAGUAUAGGGGAUGAUAGGAGGGUUUUACAAGAGUAUUUUCAGCAUUGGUAUCCUGGUAAGAUUUAUAAAGUUAUUAUGCCUAUGGAUUUGUGUGCAUUGGAUGUUUUAGCGACGGAAUUGGUUAGAGUUAGGGAUGAAAUUACUUGGUUGGUUGCAAAAAUUGACUCGAGGCGUUUGCCUGAAGAUAAUGAGGGGGUUGGUGGUGGAGAGGGGUUUUGCGAGCAGUUGCAAGGUGGGGUGGUUUGGCUGUGGAGAAAUGUGAAGAAUUGGUGGGGUAAGAUGAUGGAUAAGUUGGGGUAUACAGAUGAAGAGGAGUUGAGGAGAUUACAAGAAUUGAGGGUGGAGCUGGAGACGGAGUUGGCAGAGUAUAAAGAAGGUCGUGCGCCAAGUGCUGGAGUUGCGUUUGUGAUAUUUAAGGAUGUUUAUACAGCUAAUAAAGCUGUUCAGGAUUUUCGGAAUGAGAAGAAGAGGCGGGUCGGUAAGUUCUCUUCUGUCAUGGAGUUGAGGUUGCAGAGGAACCAGUGGAGAGUGGAACGAGCUCCAUUGGCAGCAGAUAUUUACUGGAAUCAUUUGGGGUCGUCAAAGUUGUCUCUGAGGUUGAGGAGAUUGUUUGUGAACACGUGCUUGCUGUUAAUGCUUUUAUUCUUUAGCUCUCCUCUUGCUGUGAUAAGUGCUUUGAAUAGUGCUGGGCGAAUUAUUGAUGCAGAAGCUAUGGAUAAUGCACAAUCAUGGUUGGAUUGGGUACAGAGUUCCAGCUGGUUUGCGUCCUUAAUCUUCCAGUUCCUGCCAAAUCUUAUUAUCUUUGUGAGCAUGUAUAUAAUAGUUCCAUUGGUUCUCUCUUAUAUGUCCAAGUUUGAACGUCAUCUAACUGUCUCUGGGGAGCAAAGAGCUGCGCUUUUGAAGAUGGUUUGUUUCUUCCUUGUAAACCUCAUUCUGUUGAGAGCUCUGGUUGAGUCUUCUUUGGAAGGUACAAUCCUAAAAAUGGGUAGAUGUUAUUUGGAUGGAGAAGACUGCAAGAGGAUCGAGCAAUACAUGAGUGCAUCAUUUCUGUCAAGAUCGUGUCUCUCUUCACUUGCAUUUCUAAUCACAAGUACUUUCUUGGGUAUAUCUUAUGAUCUAUUGGCUCCUAUCCCAUGGAUAAAGAAGAAGAUUCAGAAGUAUAGGAAGAAUGACAUGCUCCAGCUGGUGCCUGAGCAGAGUGAAGAGUACCCUUUGGUAGAUCAAGCCAUAGAUGCUCUUCAGAGACCACUGAUGCCUGAUAAUAUGUUUGAUUCUCCCCGGUCAAAUGUAAUUGAUGAAGAGGGACAAGAUCUCUCUGUUUAUCCAGUCAGCAGAACCUCUCCCAUUCCCAAGCAGACAUUUGAUUUUGCUCAAUAUUAUGCAUUUAAUUUGACAAUAUUCACACUGACCUUGAUAUAUUCAUCAUUUGCUCCGCUCGUGGUCCCUGUUGGUGCAGUUUACUUUGGGUAUAGGUAUGUGGUGGACAAGUACAACUUUCUGUUUGUAUAUAGAGUUCGGGGUUUUCCUGCUGGAAAUGAUGGGAGGUUGAUGGAUACUGUAUUGUGUAUCAUGCGUUUCUCUGUUGAUUUAUUCCUUCUAUCAAUGCUUCUGUUCUUCUCGGUUCAUGGUGAUUCCACAAAGUUGCAAGCCAUUUUCACACUUGGAAUAUUAAUAGUGUACAAAUUAUUACCUUCUGAUAAUGAUAGUUUUCAGCCAGCUCUUUUGGAAGGUAUACAAGCUGUUGACAGCAUUGUAGAUGGACCCAUUGAUUACGAGGUAUUCUCACAACCCAGGUUUGACUGGGAUUGAUAUUAUUCUUGAUUUGAAGCUUAACAACUGUAUGCAGCUAAUCAAUUCAUCGCUUGUGUUGUUUUGCCCUUGUGUA